Cylindrotheca closterium is the source of this 3222-nucleotide messenger RNA. Lineage: Eukaryota; Bacillariophyta; Bacillariophyceae; Bacillariales; Bacillariaceae. The record is from the annotation of a GenBank genome assembly.
AUGGCAUUGUCUACUGACGCCACGCAGCUCUCUGCUCUAUUGGCGGUGCUCACUCAGCCUGACACAGAAGCUAUCCGACAGGCUGAAGUUGCAUUGAAACCGUUGCUGAAGGAUCCCAGAUGUGUUCCUGCAUUGGUGGAAAUAUUGAAGUCGAAAGAUACACAGACUCCACCAGUCCGUCACAUUGCUGGUAUCCUUUUGAGGAAACGCCUUCCAGGGCAUUAUGGCAAGUUUGACUUGCCAACAAAAACCGCAUUGAAAACAGAAAUCCUUGCUAUACUGUCAAGUGAGCCCGAGCGAACCGUGAGAAAUGGAGUUGUUGGUGUCGCCGCGUCUUUGGCAAAGCUUGAGUGCACUGCUGGAGGUACAUCGUGGCCCGAGUUGUUUCAAUUUAUUGCCGCUGCUGCCGCGGCGGAUGCCCAACAAGCCGAAGCACGCGAGCUUGCAUUUUGGUUGCUUCAGGAAAUGACAGAUACCAUUGGAAUGCAUUUGAAGGAUCAAUUUCAACCAAUCUGUGGUUUGUUUUCUAAAGCACUUGUUCCGAAUGAAGAUGCCAAAGUUCAAAAGGCAGCCACCAAAGCCUUGGGACAACUUCUUUCCUUCCUUGCAGACGAACCUGAAGUUGACGUUUUUGCUGGAUUGAUUCCCCCAAUUUUGCAAGUUGCGGCUCAGCAAAGAAGUGACGAGGAACUCUUGUCAACUGUUUUAGAUGUUCUUUAUGAUCUUGCCUAUUCACCUUCGCCUGCUGUCACACAGCACUUGAUCCCAAUGGUUCAAUUUGGGCUUGAAUGCAUCAAACUUCAAGAUUUAGAGAUGGGAGUCAGAGAUUCGGCUGCUUUGGUCAUUGCUACCCUGGCAGAAGCAAAACCAAAGACUUUUGGAAAGGAAGAAGCUUUGGUUGCACAAGUUCUGGAAGUGUUGUUUGGAUUAAUUGAAAAUUCCCCCGACUCUGCAGCCGGUGCCUUGUUUGAAUCGAAUCCUGCAUGGAGAGAAGACUUAGAGAACGACGAGGAUGGCGAUUUCGAUCCCGAUGAAUUAGAUUCUCCUACGGAGACUUCGAUGGCUCAGGGUACAUUGGAUAUGCUUGCCUGCGAACUGCCAAAGAAAUACAUUUUUUCACCGGCCGUUACGCGGUGUGUCCAGCGUUUGUCUUCUCCUCAACCGAAUCAUCGAAAGGCUGGUAUUGCUGGUCUUGGAGUUAUUGCUGAAGGUUGCUCCGAGCCUCUCAGAGAGCAUCUUGAUGAACUCAUGCCUCAUGUACUUCAAGCCUCACGCGAUGGCGACCCACAAGUUCGAGAGUGCGCUUGCUUCUGCCUUGGUCAGAUCUCAGAGCACUGCCAACCAGAAGUAUUGGCCUAUUCCGAACAAAUCCUCCCUAUCGUUUUCGGAUUGUUGGAUGAUCAAUCUGUAGCUGUCCAAGCCACGUCCUGUUAUGUGCUUGAAAUGUUCUGCGAGAGACUUGAGCCUGAUGCUGUUAGACCGCUAUUGGAUUCUUUGGUGAAGAAACUCGCGGCUAUGUUGGAGAGUACCAACAAAAGAAGUGUGCAAGAAAUGGCUGUAGCUGCCCUUGCUGCCACCGCAGUUGCCGCCGAGGAAGAAUUCACUCCCUAUGUUGGUGGCGUCGCAACUCUCAUGACAAAGUGUAUGGCAGUGACUGAAGAGCGACUCUUCUCUUUGCGCGGACGUGCUCUUGAGUGUAUGGGUCACAUGGCGAUUGCGGUUGGUCGUGAAACCUUUCGCCCAUACUUCCAAGCAACCAUGGAGUGUGCUUGUGAAGGAUUGACCCGCGACUCCACCGACUUGCAUGAGUUUGCGUAUGCUGUGUUUGCCAACUUGGCAAAGGUCAUGAAGGAAGAGUUUGCUCCUGCCUUGCCAGAAUUGGUGCCACACCUUGUACAAGUUAUUGGCACAGACGAGGGACAACUCGAACCUGCCGAAGAUGCUGAGAAGGGAGGACAAUUCAAUGCUUUUGAUGACUCUGAUGGCGAAGAUGAAGAAGGUGGAAACUAUGUCUUGCAUGUUCGCACCGCUCUCCUUGAAGUUAAGAAGGGAGCUAUUACAGCGGUUGGUGAAAUGGCAGCACAUACUGGUGGGCAAUUCUGUCCACAUUUGGAGAGCGUAAUGCAGGUGUUGCAGAAGGCUGCAACCAAUUGGCACCCGUUGAUCAAGUCAGAAGUUGCUGAUGCACUACCAAACCUGGUCGUUCCAAGUGUUGCUGCACACCACAACGGUGAAUUGCAAUGGACCAAGGGCGAUGUCUCUGGAGCUUCCCCAAUGAGCGAGCACACAAGUGCAGUUGUUGCCGCUGUUCUCUUGGAGUUGAUGGCCUUGAUGAAGGAUGACGACAAGACGACUGUAGCAAAGGCAUGCGAAGGUGUUCAGUCAGUUAUUGAGCUUUGUGGGCCACAUUCUUUUAUGCCCAUUGCCCAGCAAUGUAUGCAAAACACACACGAGUUGUUGACUAAGACAGCCCCUUGCCAAGCAGCAGAUGAGCUUUAUGGCGAGGCACCAGAAGACGAUGACGACCAUGAUAUUGUAACACAAGCUGCCUGCGAUCUCGUUGGUGGCUUUUGCAGAGUCAUGGGUGCCCAAUUCGCCCAAUAUUUGCCACAAUUCCUUCCAGCAGUCUGCGACUACGCAAAGUCAUCGCGACCGCCUCGCGAUCGAUCGAUGGCUAUCGGAUGGUUGAGUGAAGUUGCACAGGAACUUCAAGGUUCUAUUUUUGAACACUGGCAAUCGGUGUUCUUGCCUGCUGUUCUUGGUGGACUCGGUGAUCCAUCGGAAGAUGUUAAAAGAAACGCUGCAUUUUGUGCUGGAGUUUGCUGCGAGCACCUUCGCGAGCGUGUUGCAGAUUCGUACCCACAGAUUCUUCAGGCUUUGGAACAACUGUUCCAAAUUGACCCAAAUGCUACCGAGGCUGCAGCUGCAUGCGUCGACAACACCGCAGCAUGCGUAGCACGCAUGAUCAUGGCGUCCCCCACCCAUCUUCCAAUGCCCCAAGUGUUACCUGCUGUUCUGAAAUUGCUUCCCUUGAAGACUGACAUGACCGAAAACGAAACAGUUUACACUUGCCUGCUUGGUCUGCUUCAAAUGAACCAACCUGAUGCUAUCGCCCAAAAGGCCGAGUUUCGAAGAAUAUUCAGUGAAGCUACAGCUGCUGGAAGCAAGGUGGAACCAGAGAUCCAAGAAAAGCUGAAGCAUGCACUGCCAGGUCUACAAUAA